This is a messenger RNA of Soboliphyme baturini, 1239 nucleotides long. Lineage: Eukaryota; Metazoa; Nematoda; Enoplea; Dioctophymatida; Soboliphymatidae. The record is from the annotation of a GenBank genome assembly.
AUGUAUUACGAACUGCGAGAGCAUUGCAAAAUUAUUCCAUGGGAUUUUUUUGCGUCGGACGUUCAUUAUUGCAGCGGCGCUCUUUUCUGCCCAAGACACAACGUUGAAAUGCACUACCGACGAGCUCUCUCUGACGUCGUACAGCAGAUCAUCGAUCUUGUGAACAAGAACAGUCGUCAAAAGGGCAGAGCGCUGGAGUUCCGCGAGAUCCUGUAUGGCUAUCAUCGAGUGGACCCUCUGCACGGAGCCGAGUACGUGCUGGAUUUGCUGCUGUUGUACAAACGGUUCAAGGGACGACACUUGUCAGUACACGUCCGCAGACAUGCCUAUAUUCGCCAGAGUUUCGCCGCGGCAGAAAUCGUUGAGGUCGUCAGUGCACGCAUGCCCUUACACUUCAGUCCGAAUGUCAGGUUGCCUGCUGAACGGCUUAUAAACGUGAUAAUCCCUCUGCGGGGACGGCUAGAAGCGUUGAAAAGGUUUCUGGACAAUUUUGAAAAGACGUGCCUUCAGCGCGGUGAAGCCGUACGCCUUACCAUCGUGCAGUUUCCGUCUCAACCGGUUGUGGAUAACAGUAUUAAAUCGCUGGUCGAGUCCCUGAAGGUCAAGUAUCGACAGCGACAUGUAAUUCAACUGAUUUUGCUCAAGGCGCAAAACUUUAGCCGCGCCUUUGGCCUUCAUCAAGGAUCUAAGCUAUGUUCGCAGGACUCAUUGAUGUUCUUCACCGAUAUUGACGUCAUUUUUACUCACGAGCUGCUCUACAGAAUACGGAUGAACACGAUUAAGGGGAAGCAGGUGUUUUAUCCAUCAGUAUUCAGCGAAUACGAAUCUGUUAAAAGCAAAGCCUCCUCUUCCGGUGUUCAGCACGAAAACGCAGGCGGUAUCGGUCGCGCUCCUGAGGAAGGGUACUUCCGGCAUUUUGGAUUUGGAUUGGUCAGUUUAUACAGGCAAGAUUACGAAGGCGUCGGUGGCUUCAAUUUAAGUAUUAAAGGCUGGGGCAUGGAAGACGUCGACCUUUUCGUUAAAUUUAUGCGAAAUCUGACUUACACGGUAUUCAGGGCACCUGAGCCCGAUUUGGUACAUAUUUACCAUGCAGCUGAGUGCUUGAAACAGCGGCUUGCGGCUAACCAGAAACUUAUGUGUAUUGGUUCGCUGUCAGCUACUUAUCUCAGCGUUUACGAGCUGACUGAGCUUAUUCGUCAACAUAAACCAUUCAACGAAGAAUCUGCUCUACGGGAAUAG